UUUGAUAACAUAUUCUACACAGUUAUGGAUGUGAAUGGCAAAUCAAAGGACAAUAUCAAGGCAAGACAAGAUUUGAAAGUCUAUUGCAAUCGUCCCGAGUUAGAAUUGUUGUAUAAUAAUGGUAAAGUGUACAAACCUAAAGCCACUUAUUCUUUGAAUAAAGAACAGAAACGGUCAAUUUGUCAAUGGCUUAAGGAUUUGAGGUUGCCUGACGGUUAUGCUUCGAACAUUGCUCAGUCUGUUAGUGUGAAUGAUUGUAAAUUUUAUGGAUUAAAAAGCCAUGAUUGCCACAUAUUGAUGCAAAGACUGAUACCAAUUGCAUUUCGUGACAUAUUGCCUAAAGCAGUUUGGGAUGCUUUGACUGAGUUGAGUCAUUUUUUUAGAGACAUAACUGCAACCACACUCACAGAAGAAAAUUUGAAUAUCUUAGAAAAAAAUAUUGUUGAGAGCAUUUGCAAGAUGGAGAAGAUAUUCCCACCCGGUUUCUUUGACUCAAUGGAGCAUUUACCUAUUCACUUGGCAUACGAGGCAAAAGUAGGUGGACCUGUGCAAUAUCGUUGGAUGUAUCCCUUUGAACGAUACCUCUUUGACUUGAAGAAAAAAGUCAAAAAUAAAGCUUCUGUUGAGGGUUCAAUUGUUGAGGCAUAUCUUAUUGAGGAAAUUUCAUCUUUUUGCUCACAUUACUUUGAGCCAUCUAUCUCGACAAGACUAAAUAGAGUCCCAAGAAAUGAUGAUGGUGGACAUGUAGAACCUAUGGGACGCCUUUCGAUUUUCACUCAUGCAGGUCGACCUUUUGGGCAGUUGGAACAUGGCAGAAUGUUGUCAAAUGAAGAGUACUGUGCAGCACAUUUAUAUGUGUUAUUGAAUUGUCCUGAAAUUGAUCCGUUUAUUGAGUAAGUGAUUUAAAUUAAGUAUUAACAUUUUAAUCAUAUAAAAUAAAAUAUGUUACAAAAAAAUUAAUUUUUUUGU
Manihot esculenta (cassava) is the source of this 969-nucleotide messenger RNA. RefSeq lists its product as uncharacterized. The coding region runs from base 25 to 897 and encodes 290 amino acids. The transcript has 2 exons. NCBI's taxonomy places the organism in Eukaryota, Viridiplantae, Streptophyta, Magnoliopsida, Malpighiales, Euphorbiaceae. The record is from RefSeq and is a predicted model, not a curated record.